GCCACAAUCAAGCGCCCCAUGCAGCCCGUGCAGCGUAUUGUUUGCAGCCGGCACCACCUCUUCUUCCAUCACAGAGAUAACCUUCUUCGAGAAGCGCUGCAAGACUCCACACCCACUAAUUACGAACGGCGACGACCUCGUAUUCACCCUUCACACGACACGAAAAAGUGGCAGAAGAAUGGCCGUUGUCGACGUUACGCGGGAGGCUUCAUCCCCUACGCCUCAAUGCGCUACCUAAAUGUUUGGUUCUGUUUGCUUGUCGGUGCCGGCGCUGGUGAUGUUGCAUCAAGACAUACCGCCAAGUCCUGGACCAGCCAAGCACCGAGCGCCACAGACCAGUGUAGCGUGCGUAGUGUCGUCAUGGCAGAUCUCGGCGUCCACCCGCCCUCCACUUUUUUUCUUCUGUUUGGCCAAUUUAGUGCGAGUCGAGAGGAUGGUCGGAUCUGGAUAAAGGACCCUUGGACGAAUGGCUGGAUGGCUGGAAGGAGGCUGGAAUGGGGACGAAAAGGUAUCACAGCAAGCGACGUCGUCGUCGUCGGGUCAGCAGCGUCGUCUCCGGCUUAUCGCACAUGGUGUCGCACAGACUCUUAUGUCCCUGUUGUUCUGUGUCUGGGAUUGAGGUAGCUGGGUAGGUAGUUAGGUAGCUAAGUAGACAGACAGACUGCUUCACUGUGCCAUAUCAACUCCACAACGCAAGGCAAGCAGAGGCAACAUCUCGC
This is a messenger RNA of Pseudovirgaria hyperparasitica, 719 nucleotides long. RefSeq lists its product as uncharacterized. The transcript has 6 exons. The coding region runs from base 19 to 624 and encodes 201 amino acids. Lineage: Eukaryota; Fungi; Ascomycota; Dothideomycetes; Acrospermales; Acrospermaceae. The record is from RefSeq and is a predicted model, not a curated record.